Molecule: messenger RNA, 2256 nt
Organism: Dendrobium catenatum
Lineage: Eukaryota; Viridiplantae; Streptophyta; Magnoliopsida; Asparagales; Orchidaceae
Exons: 4
Coding region: 1-2256 (751 amino acids)
Source: RefSeq, a predicted model, not a curated record
AUGCUUGAAACCUUUCUGCUGCCUACUGUUGGAAAUCCUCUGAUGGAUUUUUCCAAUAAAUUGAGAAAUUUCAAAGUUGCCAUCAAACUGAAAAAGUGGGGCUCAGCUAACUCCAUUCAAUCUGAUCUUAAUCGUCUCCAGGAAAAGCAGAUGGCCCUUCUAAACUCUCUUGAUGCUGACCCGUUGAACAACACUCUAAAUUUUGAGCUGAAAAACAUUAAUGGUCAAAUUGCUGACCUUUCUUCUUCCUGGUCCUCUUGGAUGUCUCAAAGAGCAAAAGCCAAAUGGCUCAAACAGGGGGAGGACGACCUUAAGUUUUUAUAUUCCAAAAUUCGUUUGAGAAAAUCCUUCAACAGUGCUGCUUUACAUAACAUUAUUGGAGACAAUUUGGGGAAUACUGAUAAGCAGAAGGUUAUCUCUCAUUUUCAAGAUCUAUUCAAUACUGUUGCUCCAUCUUCUCAAGAACCUGCCUUCUUGCCGGUUGGACAAACUAUACAUAAUACUGAUUCUAAAAUUCUGAUUGAUCCCAUCACUGAAGCCGAAAUCAAGUCUGCUGUAUUCUCUGGAGCUUCUUCAUCUUCGCCUGGUCCUGAUGGAUAUAAUUUCCAUUUUUAUAAAUCGGGUUGGCACAUUCUUGGGCCCUCAUUAUGCAAAGCUAUUCAAUCCUUUUUCAUUAAAGGUUACAUUCCACCGGGGAUUAAAGCCACUGCUUUAUUCUUGAUUCCCAAAACUUCUCAUGUUAAUACCUUAUCAGAUUUCAGACCAAUAUCUCUUUGCAACACUUUGUACAAGAUCAUUUCUAAGAUUUUAGCUAACAGGCUUAAAGUUUUUAUGCCUUGCAUCAUUGAUAUGGCUCAAUCUGGUUUCAUUAAAAAUCGGAUCUCCAAUGAUAAUGUAAUUCUUGCAUCUGAAUUGCUGAGAUAUUUUAGGGAGUGUACCAUCGAUCCUUAUUUCUGUACCAAGUUGGAUAUAAAAAAGGCUUUUGAUUCCAUCUCUAGAGAAUUCAUACUUCAAAGAAUGGCGCAAAAGGGUAUUCCUCAUUUGUUUAUAAACUGGGUCAAAGCCUAUAUUACUAAUGUGAAUUAUUCGAUUUGUAUGGAGGGCCAAUUGGUGGGUUAUAUUCCGUCUACGGUUGGGCUAAGGCAAGGCUGUCCCUUAAGUCCUUAUCUUUUUUGCAUAGCUAUGGAUGCUUUAUCUAAUAUGCUUGAUAAUACGAUUGUUGGUCCUUCCUUUCAACCUGUUAAGAUCAAUGGCUUCAAGAUAUCGCACCUACUGUAUGCGGAUGAUGUCCUCAUCUUUGGAAAGGCCAGUGUGCCGAAUUGCCAAAUCUUAAAUGAUAUCUUAAACAAGUUUGCAUCUUCCUCUGGUCUUGGGAAUAUUGAGACUAGGAAGCUUCAUAUGGUCUCUUGGGCUAAUACUUGCAAACCAAAAAAUAAGGGAGGCAUUGGUUUACCUUCCCUACACGCUAUCCGGUACUCUUAUGACUGCUCACUAAUUCUUAGAAUAUACAAAUGGCAAUCUCAGUUAUCUGAAUGGUAUUUUUCAAAUCAUUGCUCUCCUUGGAAAUUACCUGCCCCCUCAUCUUCAGCCAUGUGGAAAAGCAUCUGCUGCUCUGCUAUUCAAGCUAAACCUAAUUUGGUUUUUAAGGCCACUGAGUAUUGUCCCAUUAGUCUUCUAUGGGAUCCUUGGCUUAACGGUAAAUGUUUAAAAGAUGUCCCUGAGUUCUAUUCUGAUUCCAUCUUAUGCCAGGACUUUGCCAAGCUGAAUACCUUUAUUUAUGGUGGUAACUGGAACAUUUCUAGUAGGUUUUUUGAUAACUUCAAAAAUGCCAUUUCCUCCAUCUCUAUUACCUCUGGCGGUAGAGAUUAUUAUAAGGGGGAAGAUGAUGUUCCCUGGCACAAAGCUGUUUGGCAUAAGCAUUCAAAUUUAAGGUUUUCUGUAUACGCUUGGCUUUGUUUUGUUGGUGGUCUUAAAACUGCGGAGGCUUUAAGAAAAAGGAAUUUGGAUGUGGACCCUUGGUUUGACGUGGAUGCUGGAUUCAUCCUGUCUUCCUAUGGGCUACAGGCUCUAUGGCAAUUUGAAGUUCUUAUGCCUCUGGAUUAUCUGAAGCUUGCUUGCUCUUCCAUCUGUUUGCUGUGGCUUCUACGAGAUCUUUGCUGGCUGGUACAAUCCAGAAAACAGAAUCACAGACAGACAAGAGAACUUGAAAAUGGCUGGGAACAGCAAAGACGUGUAACAAUAGCCGAAAGAAUCUGA